AUGGAGGAAGAAUGCCAGAAGUACAUGGGCACAUUGAGGGCAUUCCGAGAUGUGCGGCGUGAAGCCGAAGCUCUUGCCAAGGCCAACCGCAAGGAAGAAGCAAGCAUCCAUGGGCAGUCAGUCAAUUCCGCUGCGAACGCGGCCAUGAAAGACACCAACGUGCAGCUGAAGCGGGAGGUCGCCUCGCUGCGUGAGCAGCUAGCAGAGCUCAUGCUGAAUGUAACUUGGCCGACCGGCUGCUACGCUAGCAGGCCCCUCCAGGCGGCGAGCAAGCGCCGCUCGGUCCCUGACCCGCAGGCGGCGGCGACGAAGGAGAAGCUGCGGCAGAUCACCGGCCCCUUCAUGCUCCGGCGCCGCAAGACAGACCCGAACAUCGUCCCGGACCUACCCGACAAGGUGGAGAUGGCCCACGAGGUCGAGCUCUCUGCCUUCCAGCGGAAGCUCUACAAGGCGGUCCAGGAGACCUACGAGCAGGAUCGGGCUAAGCUGGCCGGCUCUGGCAACUACAAGUUCGAGCGAGGUGCUGCCAUCUGCCGAAUGCUGCAUGGGCUCAGAGAAAUCUGCAACCAUCCUGCCUGCUUGGACGAGAAGCGGCGCCCGAAGGACAUCGCGGCCAAGGACUACCCAAGCCUCGACAGCCACAAGGCCAGUGGCAAGAGCGAGAAGCUUCAUGAACUGCUAGAGGAGCAGGUCUUCGCGAACAACGAGAAGGUGCUCAUCUUCUCCACGUCCCUUUCGGCCAUCGACAUGCUCGCCCAGCAGAUCCGGAAGCGCUUCAACUGUGAGCCGCUCAUUCUCAAAGGCGACGUGUCGAUGGAAAACAGGGAGGCCACUGUGAGGAGCUUCCAGAACGAUGCGCGCUGCAGCGUUCUGCUGCUCAGCGUGGGGGCAGACCUGGCAGAUUGCACCCCUGGAAAUCACCGAAGCCAGACGGAAGCCUUAACCCCGAAGCCCUUUCAAUUGGCUCAGGAAACUGAGCAGGUAGGUUUUAAGUAG
Symbiodinium natans is the source of this 996-nucleotide messenger RNA. Lineage: Eukaryota; Dinophyceae; Suessiales; Symbiodiniaceae. The record is from the annotation of a GenBank genome assembly.